Molecule: messenger RNA, 1006 nt
Organism: Clarias gariepinus (North African catfish)
Lineage: Eukaryota; Metazoa; Chordata; Actinopteri; Siluriformes; Clariidae
Gene: ube2g2
Product: ubiquitin-conjugating enzyme E2G 2 (UBC7 homolog, yeast)
Exons: 6
Coding region: 83-580 (165 amino acids)
Cellular component (GO): cytosol; endoplasmic reticulum
Source: RefSeq, a predicted model, not a curated record
UGUUUGCGCGCAGGCGGAUGUGAGUGUGUGUUAUUGUGUGUGUGUGUUAUUGUGUGUGUGUGUGUGUGUGUGUGUGGCAGUGAUGGCGGGGACGGCGCUCAAGAGACUGAUGGCGGAGUACAAGCAACUCACUUUGAAUCCUCCAGAAGGCAUCGUUGCAGGUCCUGUGAAUGAAGAGAACUUCUUUGAGUGGGAAGCUCUUAUCAUGGGACCAGAGGACACGUGUUUCGAGGGCGGUGUGUUUCCUGCCCUCCUCAGUUUCCCCUCUGAUUAUCCCCUCAGUCCCCCGAAGAUGAAGUUCACCUGUGAAAUGUUUCACCCCAACAUUUACCCAGAUGGCCGUGUGUGUAUCUCGAUCCUGCAUGCCCCUGGUGACGACCCGAUGGGGUAUGAGAGCAGCGCGGAGAGGUGGAGUCCUGUACAGAGUGUGGAGAAAAUCCUACUGAGUGUCAUCAGCAUGCUUGCAGAGCCGAAUGAUGAGAGUGGAGCAAACGUCGACGCCUCUAAGAUGUGGAGGGAGGACCGAGAGCAGUUCAACAGACUCGCAAAGAAGAUCGUCCGCAAAUCACUCGGACUUUAACAUGCGCGCGCGCACACACACACCCACACACACACAUAUACACACAUGUAUACACACAGACACAGAGCACUUUAUGUGAGCCGAGUGUCUCUCCUCCUUCAGUGGACUGAUGGACAGAUGCUCCUCCUCCACGCGGUGUACCCUGGGGGGGGGGGGAGUGGGGGAGUGUAUGAAGCAGCUGAAGGACAGACGCAGUGUUUCCCCCAUUAGAUGUUUGUUUAUUUUCCUCAGUGUGUGAACUACAGGUUUAGUUUAUUGCUGCCUUACUGAGAUCCUCCUGAGGGAUUGUGGGUAAUGGGGGGGGGGGGGGGGGGGUCGGUAAUAGGUGUGUUAUAGGUUAAUUAAUAAUUUGUCUGAUUUUAAGGUUUUUGUUGGUUUGUUUCUCUGGAGUGAAGAUAUGCACCAAUAAACGCACCAUCCUCUGUG